AUAGAGACUAACUAUUCAGCCAGCCAAAUGGACCUGCAAGCCGACAAUAUAAUUAAAUGAAAUUAUUAUAAAAAUAAAUUAAAUAAAUAAAAAGGAGGCUAAAUCUAAGCUAUAAGAAGUAGCAUCCAAUAUCCAUAAGCAUCAUCAUCCGCAACACUACAUAGAAGACACAUAAACACACAAACUCUCCUUGUUUCUUCGCUUCUGAUCAGUUUGAUCACCAAGGUACUUUCAAGGAGAAGCAACAAAGAAAGAUAAUUAAAAAUGGGAAUCCUUAACGAAGAAACCUUAAGCUCUAACCCCAAAAGCCAAGUUGUUAUCGAUGAUGAUAAUGAGUUGGGUUUGAUGGCCGUGAGAUUAGCCAAUGCCGCUGCCUUUCCCAUGGUUCUCAAAGCUGCCCUUGAGCUCGGUGUCUUUGACACUCUCUACGCUGCCUCAGUGUUCCUCUCACCUUCCGAGAUAGCAAGUAGGCUACCAACUACGCCUCGUAACCCUGAGGCGCCGGCUUUGUUGGACAGGAUGCUACGUCUACUCGCUAGCUACUCCGUGGUCAAAUGCGGUACGGUCCAAGCCGAAAAGGACCAGAGAGUUUACAAAGCCGAGCCAAUAUGCAGGUUCUUCUUGAAAAAUAACAUUCAAGAUAUUGGAUCCUUAGCUUCUCAAGUCAUUGUCAAUUUGGACAGUGUCUUCCUCAACACUUGGGCACAAUUGAAAGAUGUGGUGCUAGAAGGAGGAGAUGCAUUUGGCCGUGCACAUGGUGGCAUGAAACUCUUUGACUAUAUGGGUACAGAUGAGAGGUUCAGCAAGCUCUUUAAUCAGACAGGAUUCACCAUCGCUGUCGUGAAGAAGGCUCUUGAAGUUUACCAAGGCUUCAAAGACGUGGAUGUGUUGGUUGAUGUUGGAGGAGGAGUUGGCAACACUCUUGGUGUUGUUACUUCUAAGUAUCCCAAUAUUAAGGGUAUCAACUUUGAUCUGACUUGUGCCUUGGCACAAGCACCUUCUUACCCUGGGGUGGAACAUGUAGCGGGAGAUAUGUUCGUAGAGGUUCCAAAGGGAGAUACCAUGAUAUUAAAACGUAUACUUCAUGACUGGACCGACGAAGACUGUGUAAAAAUUCUUAAAAACUGUUGGAAAUCACUUCCUGAAAAUGGCAAAGUGGUAGUGAUAGAGCUCGUCACUCCUGAUAGUGCUGAGAGUGGAGACAUCAAUUCGAACAUUGCAUUUGAUAUGGAUAUGUUGAUGUUCACACAAUGUUCCGGUGGAAAAGAGAGGUCCCGUGCUGAGUUUGAAGCUUUAGCCAUGGAAUCAGGGUUCACCCACUGCAAAUUCGUUUGCCAGGCUUAUCACUGCUGGAUUAUUGAGUUCUGUAAAGAAAAUGUUUAAAAUCCAAAACUAUGCUCUUCGUUAAUUGUUAAUUUAUCUAUGUUUCAGUUCUUUUCUUGAUAUAUGUAAUACGCUUCAAGCAAUAAAAAGUGUGUGAUUUAUCAUUGUCUGUACUCUCUUUUUUUUUUUAUAUAAUACAGCUUCAAGCAAUAAAAAGUGUUUAAUU
Molecule: messenger RNA, 1549 nt
Organism: Brassica rapa (field mustard)
Lineage: Eukaryota; Viridiplantae; Streptophyta; Magnoliopsida; Brassicales; Brassicaceae
Product: indole glucosinolate O-methyltransferase 4
Molecular function (GO): O-methyltransferase activity; protein dimerization activity
Source: RefSeq, a predicted model, not a curated record